Eremothecium sinecaudum is the source of this 1455-nucleotide messenger RNA. RefSeq names its product RNA-dependent ATPase RRP3 (gene RRP3). Lineage: Eukaryota; Fungi; Ascomycota; Saccharomycetes; Saccharomycetales; Saccharomycetaceae. Gene Ontology annotation, molecular function: RNA helicase activity; ATP binding; nucleic acid binding. The coding region runs from base 1 to 1455 and encodes 484 amino acids. The transcript has a single exon. The record is from RefSeq and is a predicted model, not a curated record.
AUGUCAAAGGUUCAAAAGGCUCGUCCUGUCGCAAAGAAGUCAGAAUUAUCGACUUUAGCUGAGCAAAUUAAACAAAGAGCGUUAGAGAAGCAAAAAGAACUGAAGGAAGAAGAUAAGAAGGAAGUAACUAAUGUUAAAGAAGAAGUUGUAGAUAAUGCUGUUGAAGAUGAAAGGGAUGAUGAGACUUUCUCGAGUUUUGAAGAACUAAAUCUGGUGCCUGAGUUAAUUACUGCGUGUAAGAACUUGAACUUCACCAAGCCGACCCCUAUCCAAUGCAAAGCCAUUCCACCAGCUCUAAAAGGAAGCGAUAUUAUUGGGUUGGCUCAGACCGGUUCUGGUAAAACCGCUGCCUUUGCUAUCCCUAUUUUGAACAGGUUGUGGCAUGACCAGCAGGCGUACUAUGCAUGUAUCUUAGCCCCCACUAGAGAAUUGGCCCAACAAAUUAAAGAGACGUUUGAUUCCCUAGGGUCUCUAAUGGGUGUAAGGACGACCUGUAUCGUUGGAGGGAUGAAUAUGAUGGACCAGGCGCGGGAUUUAAUGAGAAAGCCACAUAUCAUUAUAGCUACUCCGGGAAGAUUAAUGGACCACUUGGAGAAUACUAAAGGCUUUUCACUGCGGAAACUGAGAUUUUUGGUGAUGGACGAGGCGGAUAGGUUACUUGAUAUGGAGUUUGGGCCUGUGCUUGACCGUAUCUUGAAGAACAUCCCAACGCAGGGCAGGACCACUUACUUAUUUUCUGCUACUAUGACCUCGAAGAUCGAUAAGCUACAAAGAGCAUCUCUCACCAAUCCGGUAAAGUGUUCUGUAUCUAAUAAGUACCAAACUGUUGAUACAUUGGUGCAGACCUUAAUGGUUGUACCAGGUGGUUUGAAGAACACCUUUUUGGUGUAUCUACUGAACGAAUAUAUUGGUAAAAGUACAAUUGUUUUCACAAGGACCAAGGCCAAUGCUGAACGUAUAUCGGGAUUGUGCAACUUGCUAGACUUCAGUGCCACGGCUCUGCAUGGUGAUCUUAACCAGAACCAGAGAAACGGUGCGUUGGAUUUGUUCAAGGCCGGCCGGAGAUCAAUCUUGGUUGCUACGGAUGUUGCAGCAAGAGGUUUGGAUAUUCCAUCUGUUGAUCUUGUUAUCAACUACGAUAUCCCUGUGGAUUCCAAGUCCUACAUCCAUCGUGUUGGUAGAACUGCAAGAGCAGGAAGAUCAGGGAAGUCUAUCUCGUUAGUGUCACAAUACGACUUGGAACUCAUUUUGAGAAUAGAAGAAGUUCUAGGAAGAAAACUGCCAAAGGAAAAUGUUGACAAGGCUUUGAUCUUAUCUUUCAGAGAUUCGGUUGACAAGGCCAAUGGUGAAGUGGUGAUGGAACUCAAUAGAAGAAAUAAAGAGAAACAAGCAAGAGGGAAGGGCAGAAGAGGUAGAAUGGCAGCGAAAGAGAACAUGGACAAAGGAGAACAGUGA